UUUCUGUCCUCUCGGCUUCCGUCGACGUCGCGAAUGCGCUUGACGUCAGCAUAACAACAACCUGUCAUGACAGCUCGUAUGGGGAGGAAAAUAACGAUAAACAUCUCAAACCGUAUACAUUCCGUUUCACCUGGAUGUAAGAUUACUUUUUGGAGCUAAGGAGAUCCAGGAGGGGACAACAAAAGGGGCCUUUCCGGGACCGGUCAGCUAGCCAGCCGAAGAGACGGGGAACAGGAUAGGGAAGCAGGGCGAGGCGGGCCCCGCGGAGCCGGUGGAGAAGAUGGCCGGCAGCCCGGAGAAGAGCUCCACCGCGCAGGAGCUGAAGGAGCAGGGGAACCGGCUCUUCCUCUGCCGCAAGUACCAGGAGGCUGCGACGUGCUACAGCAAAGCUAUUAACCGCAACCCUUCGGUGGCGGUUUACUACACCAACAGGGCUCUCUGCCACGUGAAGCUGCAGCAGCACGACAAGGCUCUGGCGGAUUGUAAGCACGCGCUGGAGCUGGACAGUCAGUCUGUGAAGGCCCACUUCUUCUUGGGCCAGUGUCACCUGGAGCUGGAGAACUACGACGAGGCCAUCGGCAACCUGCAGAAAGCUUAUAACCUGGCAAAAGAACAAAGGCUGAAUUUUGGAGAUGACAUCCCCAGCGCCUUGCGCAUUGCAAAGAAGAAGCGAUGGAACAGCAUUGAGGAGAAACGCAUCAACCAGGAGAACGAGUUACAUGCCUACCUGACUAAACUCAUACUGGCUGAGAAGGAACGAGAACUUGACGAAUACAAAGAGAAACAGGAUGACAAUCAAAAUGGGGGCGACCCUGCCAAGAUUUCAUCGAAAACCGACAAGUAUCUAAUGGACAUGGAUGAGCUCUUCUCUCAAGUGGAUGAGAAAAGAAAAAAGCGGGACAUCCCAGACUACCUGUGUGGUAAGAUCAGUUUUGAGCUGAUGAGGGAGCCCUGCAUCACACCCAGCGGGAUCACCUACGAUCGCAAGGACAUCGAAGAGCACCUACAGCGAGUCGGCCAUUUUGACCCGGGUCACCAUGAGUCCUCUGACCCAGGACCAGCUGAUCCCCAACCUGGCUCAUGAAAGGAAGUGAUCGACGCUCUUCGUCCAGGAGAACGGCUGGGUGGAGGACUACUGAACGGACCACCCCCCCACCUCGCGGCUCCCACCUCUCCAUCACACCCGCACAAAAGUCUGGACAACACAAGACUGUAGAGGACAGACCGCCCCCCCCCUCCUCCAUGCCCGGAGAUGUACUUUAUACAAGCGGGGGGUCUCCCAAACGAGAGCUGCCAUUCCGCCUUUCCCUCCCCUCAUUUUUAUCUGUAGAACUCCACCCCCCCCCCCCACCCCCACUUCCUCCGAGGCUGGCUGUUCAUGUUCUGCCGCUCCCUUUAAAGCCACCUUCACCCCGCCCUCUCUAUGUGUCCCCUCUCAUUCCUCUUCCUCUCUUGCUGUAUCAAGUCUCUCAAGCCUGAGUCCCUUCUUUAAAUAAGGGGCCACGUUCUCAGGUCUGUCAUGCCCCCCCCCCCCCCCCCCCUCCCCUUCCUGAGAGCAUUGCACUGCAGUGUUUCACAUGUGGAUGAAUACAUAAAUACGUUGUACUUUUAUCUAGCAUUUAUUCCAGUAGUUUUUCCAUUAGCUGUUGGUGCGUAUGUUCACUCCAUAAUCACGUUAGUCGAAGUGGUAACUAAAAUGCCAAAAGAACAUUUCUACCACAAAAGUGACUAGUUUUUGUGUAAGUUCUCCGUAACAAAGUCCCCUUUCCACCUCCAGGUGGCGCCCCAAACAAACCCACCCAUGUCACCAUACUGUAAUAUAUAUAUAUAUAUAAUAUAUAUAUAUUUAUUUUUUUCUUCUUGCAUAUCAAUCAAACACCAUUUCAGACAAUUUAAAGCAGUUGAAUGUAUGCAUACUACUCUUACGUUUCGACCUGACCUACAGUAAUUCAUUAAUGUUUUUCUCAAGACAGUACAAAGGUUUUCAUGAAGAACGGCCUUGAACCGAUGGAAGCGCCCGCCGAAUACAACUUCUCUCUUUUCUCACGUAGCUGGAUAUUAAUGGAAAAAUGUUGACUAUCGAUAGCUGACAUGAGCCGUUCGGGUUGAUGCUAAAAAGCUGCUUUUGAAGAACGUCUGUGCUGUCUGUGUUGUUCAUAGAAACAAAAAAAAUGUGCUUGGACGUCGUGUUUGGCUCGUGCUGUUCGCCAUGAACGAUCGUGGACUCGCAUCAAGUGAAUUUUCGUUUCCUAUGCAAGGGGCGAGAGGACGGUACUUAUUGUUCUCCCUUUUCUGCUGUUCAUUUUGUGCACCCCCCCCCCCUCCAUCCCCCUUCCGUACAAUGUCCCAGCUUCCGGAAACCCAUCGGUGUGAGACUGUAGCCUUCCGCUGGAUUUAAUGUUCGCUGACGUCACCGACCUCCUGUUGUAGAAAUGCUGGAAGAGUGAUGACCGCAUGUAUCGCAUCCGCACCUCAGUCCAAAUGUAUUCUCUGUAAACUCAGCGUCGGUCUACAGGUCGUGCAGCCGUGUGCGCGCUGAGUGCGGCCUGACGACGGCUCAUGUCUCUGUGCAGGCAGUGUAAAUAAUUUGCUUGUGUAUCAGAUUUUAUUUCUUGACAAAAUAGGGUUCUUUUCUUUCUUUCUUUCUUUUUUUUUAAAAUCUCAAGACAUCCUAGAGCUUGAGAAACUGUAUUAAAUGUAGAUAUGUUGAUAACACAAAGGCCUGGUUCAGUUUUCAUUUGUCCCCAUUAAACCGUGAACUUUGA
Gasterosteus aculeatus aculeatus (three-spined stickleback) is the source of this 2765-nucleotide messenger RNA. It is a transcript of the gene stub1, whose product is annotated as STIP1 homology and U-Box containing protein 1. Gene Ontology annotation, biological process: cellular response to misfolded protein; protein polyubiquitination; protein quality control for misfolded or incompletely synthesized proteins. The record is from RefSeq and is a predicted model, not a curated record. Gene Ontology annotation, cellular component: cytoplasm; Z disc. Gene Ontology annotation, molecular function: protein-folding chaperone binding; ubiquitin protein ligase activity. Lineage: Eukaryota; Metazoa; Chordata; Actinopteri; Perciformes; Gasterosteidae.